AAUCCUCUACCCCCCUUCUUCCUCCUUGAAGGACGCUUCAGCGCAAUGCCCCGACAAGCGGCGCGCCUCGUCCUCGGACGCAGCGUCAAGGCAAAAACCAUCCGACAACGACCCUUCUCAACCACCCCACGCCGCAGCGACGAUGACGCGAAGAACAACAGCAGCAGCAGCAGCAACAGCAACGCACGAAACCAGCGAUCCGUCGCAGCCGCCUCUGCCCUCGGUGCCAUGAGCAACAGCCGCUCUGGGGCGCCUUCGUCCUCGUCAUCAUCAUCAUCUCCUUCGCAGCAGGGUAGCCGCAAACCAAUUGAGAUCCGCCGCACUAUGGGAAUGCGUCCCCCGACCCUCUCGCGCCCGCCUGGGCUGGGUCAAGGAAGGAAUAUCAUCGAUCUCAAGAGCCUCCCGCGACGCACAGACGGCGCACCUCGAUUUGUUCGCCCACCACCACAUCUAGGCAGCGGCAGUAGCGGCGGUGACAGGCCUGCACCGGGCUCGUCAGGCUUUGUGCCUCGCUUUGCAGGCCGGACUGGUGGUGGCGGCGGCGGCGGCUUCCAAGGAGCUCCUCGUGGGAACAGAUUCGGUCCUGGAGCGCGCACCGGUGGCUCUCUUGGGUCUUUCCGGCCACAGCGCCCAGGCGGCGGACGCUUUGGGGGCCAACAGCCUCGGACCGGAGGUGGUGGGGCCCGACGAGGACCACCACGGCGGAAGAGAGAUGAUAAGAAGCCGCGCGAGCAGGACGCCACCGAGGCCGGCAUGGAACAGAUGGAUGAGGAGGUCCAGAAGUACGUGGCGACCUUGGAUGCCGGAGGCGUCGAGAGGCCGUACAAGCCGUCGACGACGCUCGAGUCGCUGAUCGGCUGGGGCCCAGCGGUGGCUACCAACACGGCGAUUGGACAGGCGGAGAUUGCGGUGCGCAAUAUGCGGAUCAUGGGCGGAGGCAGAGGCUUCCAGGAGGCCGAGUCUACCUUUGAGCUGAAAGACGUGAACAGGUGGCUGUCGGCAGGCCAGCCCAUCUUCUACUCGAACAUGGAGCAGAAGAAGGGGGUGACGAUGAUGCUCUCCCCUGGCAAGGCGGAUAAGAUUGUGGAGAAGAAGCAUGCCGCGAUCAUCGAGAAGGGCAAGGAGAAAUAUGGUGAGGACUGGGCGGCGUUCGUCAAGGCCUACAAUAAGCGCGGCACCGCGGACGAGAUUGAGAAGAAGUCAAGGGAGCAGGCCGAGCGCGUCCUCAUCAAGCACGUCAACGACCGCAACCUUGUGUCGACCAAGAACAAGACGACGAGGGAGGCCAUCAUCAAGUACGCCGUCAAGGGCGAUCAUCCUGUGAUCAAGCAGGCUGAAGACACCUGGGGCAAGCUGGCUAUGUAUGCCGCCCAUGAGCGGUCAUACAGACCAGUAGAUGCCGCCAGGCUUGAGGCCAAGGUGCGGACAUUGGUGAAAGCAUAAGAGUUGUUUAGGGGUCGUUGAGAGGAUUGCGGCGCGCCAAAAAAAGACUGGCGGUUGGUCAUUUUAGAUACGCGAUCGCCGUGGUUGUACAAAUUCAAAUUCAGAGAAUUUC
This is a messenger RNA of Cryphonectria parasitica EP155, 1555 nucleotides long. RefSeq lists its product as uncharacterized. The transcript has a single exon. The coding region runs from base 46 to 1443 and encodes 465 amino acids. Lineage: Eukaryota; Fungi; Ascomycota; Sordariomycetes; Diaporthales; Cryphonectriaceae. The record is from RefSeq and is a predicted model, not a curated record.